AUGAGUCUAGUUUAUGUACAAGUUAGCGACAUAGAUGUUGUCUUACCGCUUUCGGUUUUUUCGCCUCAGGUAACUCUAAUAGUUUCCAGGAUGGAAAAUGUAUUAGAGAACCGCAAGCGCAAAAUGAAGUUUGGAGUGAGGGAAUUGGCGGUGUUGGUGGAAGAGGCAAACAAACAUAUUGGUGAGUUACAGGAAAGAAAUCUGAAUAUAUCCCGUAGAAAUGCUAUAUGGGAGACAAUCUGUAAGAAAGUCAAUGCCGUGGGUAAAACAAGGAGAACGCCAGAUGAGGUUAAGAAAAGGUGGCAAGAUAUCCGAAGAAGAACAAAGGAAAAAAUGGCUCAGAAUAAGACGCCUGCAAAUAAAACAGCUGGGGGACCGGCGGAAGACAUACCGCUGUCUGCCAUUGAGGAGCAGUUGCAGUUAACCUUCUGCGAUGAGAACAUUAUUGGAAUCGAGGAGUUUGACAUCCUUCAACCAAAAACUGAACGCAAAGAGUCUGCAUUAGAAAUUCCAGAAUCCUCACCGCACUCAAGUCAGCCAAAGUCACCAAUUGAUACUGCUGCAGAGCCCCAAAAUCAUGCACCUUAUGAGGACAUUGACAAGGAGUUGCUGCAGCAACAGAAAAAUCAGUCUGCAGCACUUCAAAAUGGCUUGCAGUCCAUUGUACACGAGGUGAGAGCUGUGUCCUCUGUGAUGCGUGCGUCCAGACGGGACACUCAGGCCAUCGUUGCGCAGACCAGGCAACUGGUCAGUGCCGUGUCUGACCUGACGACAGCCAUCCAUGUCCUGACAAGAGUGAUAGAAGACGGGGUACGGACAGUCGGGACUCAGAGGUCCUUCUGUUCCAGUGGCCCCUCAACUGAGCUGACAGGAAAUGAAGAUGAAGUGGAGGGCGCAGGAGGAGCUGAAUGUGAAUUACGCUCACGUGAACCACAGCGUAAACUGCGAAAACGUAAAACUACAUUGGACGAAACAAUUUUGACAAAAAAUACGUAGCUGGGCA
Phyllopteryx taeniolatus (common seadragon) is the source of this 1003-nucleotide messenger RNA. RefSeq lists its product as uncharacterized. Lineage: Eukaryota; Metazoa; Chordata; Actinopteri; Syngnathiformes; Syngnathidae. Gene Ontology annotation, cellular component: nucleus. The record is from RefSeq and is a predicted model, not a curated record. Bases 1 to 996 code for a protein of 331 amino acids. The transcript is spliced from 2 exons.